This is a messenger RNA of Paralichthys olivaceus (Japanese flounder), 3668 nucleotides long. RefSeq names its product vesicular glutamate transporter 2.1-like. Gene Ontology annotation, cellular component: excitatory synapse; synaptic vesicle membrane. Gene Ontology annotation, molecular function: neurotransmitter transmembrane transporter activity; L-glutamate transmembrane transporter activity. Gene Ontology annotation, biological process: transmembrane transport; neurotransmitter loading into synaptic vesicle; synaptic transmission, glutamatergic. The record is from RefSeq and is a predicted model, not a curated record. NCBI's taxonomy places the organism in Eukaryota, Metazoa, Chordata, Actinopteri, Pleuronectiformes, Paralichthyidae.
GACAGGUGGAGGAGCUGUGCGCUGUCCGUGGUGCUGAAGCUCCGGCUGCUGCCUCACCUCAGAUCCUCACCGCAGCUCCGCUCACCUCCACCUUCUCCUGCUCGGGCAAGAAUCUUAACAGAUUAUCUCACUUUUAUUAUUUUGAACGUCCAGUUUCGUGUGUUUUCUGACCGCUGGCCGGAUCUUAAGAUGGCACUGCAUGGAUUAACACUGCGCAAGGCACAAGCGGACUUAUUUGACUGCUGUUUAGUGACUGUGGAAGCAGACUGAACGCGAUUCUCCUCUUUCUCCAUUUUCUGCCUCGUCUUCUUCAGGACCUCGAGACGUUUUCCGUUUAAAAGAAAGACGCGUGCUAUUUGGAUUAUAUCUCUCUCCACAAUAUGCUCUUUAAAGCUGCACUCCCAUUUGUUCUAGUGUUGUAGAAAAAUCUUGAAGAUAAUUUUGGAUAUGGAGCCAGACAAGGAGCGAGCUGUGCCCACCUCUAAAGAGGGGAUCAAACAAAUCGCAGGAAAGGCCCUGGGGAAACUGUACAGGAGGCUGGAGAAGCGGCAGCAGACAGGUGAGGCCAUCGAGCUGACGGAGGAUGGGAGACCCCGGGAGGACCAGGAGCGGAAGACGCCCCUGUGCGACUGCACGUGCUUCGGGCUGCCUCGCAGGUACAUCAUCGCCAUGCUGAGCGGCCUCGGCUUCUGCAUCUCCUUCGGCAUCCGGUGUAACCUGGGUGUGGCCAUCGUCAGCAUGGUCAACAACAGCACCAUCCACCAGAACGGCAAGAUCAUCAUCACAGAGAAAGCAAAAUUCAACUGGGACCCAGAGACGGUGGGGAUGAUCCAUGGCUCCUUCUUCUGGGGCUACAUCGUCACUCAGAUUCCAGGAGGGUACAUCUCCUCCAGAUUGGCCGCAAACAGGGUUUUCGGGGCUGCCAUCGUGCUGACGUCCAUCUUGAACAUGUUCAUCCCCUCUGCUGCUCGCACGCACUAUGGCUUGGUCAUUUUUGUGAGGAUAUUACAAGGGUUGGUGGAGGGAGUCACUUAUCCAGCAUGCCAUGGGAUCUGGAGCAAGUGGGCUCCACCUCUGGAAAGAAGUCGUCUGGCAACCAUUUCCUUCUGUGGAUCUUAUGCUGGUGCAGUGAUAGCGAUGCCUCUGGCUGGGAUCAUGGUCCAGUACACGGGAUGGUCCUCUGUCUUCUACGUGUACGGAUCUUUUGGGAUUGUUUGGUACAUGUUCUGGAUCUUGGUGUCCUAUGAGAGUCCAGCGGAGCACCCGACCAUCACAGACGAGGAGCGGCGUUACAUCGAGGAGAGCAUCGGGGAAAGUGCCCAGCUCAUGGGUGCAAUGGAAAAAUUUAAGACCCCCUGGAGGAAGUUUUUCACCUCCAUGCCAGUCUAUGCAAUCAUUGUGGCCAACUUCUGCAGGAGCUGGACAUUCUAUCUGCUCCUCAUCAGCCAGCCUGCAUACUUUGAAGAGGUGUUUGGUUUUGAAAUCAGCAAGGUUGGAAUCGUGUCGGCUCUACCCCACCUGGUCAUGACCAUCAUCGUGCCCUUAGGUGGCCAGUUAGCUGACUAUCUACGGACCCACAACAUCAUGUCCACCACCAUGGUCCGAAAAAUCAUGAACUGUGGAGGCUUCGGCAUGGAAGCCACUCUCUUAUUAGUGGUUGGUUAUUCUCACAGUAAGGGGGUGGCCAUCUCCUUCUUAGUUCUGGCUGUGGGUUUUAGUGGUUUUGCAAUAUCAGGUUUCAAUGUCAACCAUUUAGACAUCGCUCCUCGCUAUGCCAGUAUCCUCAUGGGUAUAUCCAACGGUGUGGGUACCCUGUCUGGGAUGGUCUGCCCUCUAAUAGUGGGCGCAAUGACAAAGAACAAGACCCGGGAAGAGUGGCAAUAUGUCUUCCUCAUCGCUUCAAUGGUGCAUUAUGGGGGAGUGGUGUUUUAUGGGCUCUUUGCAUCUGGGGAGAAGCAGCCAUGGGCCGACCCCGAGGAAACCAGCGAUGAGAAGUGCGGCUUCAUCGACGAGGAUGAGCUAGCGGAGGAGACAGGUGACAUCACGCAGGGUUAUGGCGCGAUGGGUGGCCCAGCCAAAAGCUACGGGGCCACUUCGCAGCUCAACGGAGGUUGGGUGCAGGACUGGGAUAAGACGGAGGAGUAUGUGCAGGAGCCGGCAGGAAAGAUAUACGCCGAGCGCGGCUACUCUUAAACCAGACAGCUGUGGUGAGUCUGCGUGCAGAACCAGACUCGCCGCCACAGAUUGCACAAAUAAGCAUUAUAUUAGAGAUUUAAAUCCAUUCCGUGUAUUCAAGUAAGACAGUUACUUCUAGUUUCAAGAAGCCAAUGUAAAGAAAUAGUUAAUUGCAAUGCAGAACAAUCCUCAUUAGAUUCUCAUGUUGUACCCACAGUAGAGCUUAGGGGUUGAAAAGAAAACUGCAGGCCCAUAUUGUACAUCUUAAGCGUCCUAACCUCAUCAAUCUACUUGAACAACAUGACGCUGCAGUCAACCAUCAUGUAGGGUCUCUCUCUGACAACUCUGAUUGCACUGAAACAAUAAGUAUUCUAAAAACAAGAUUCUAUUCUGUUUCUCAAACGUGUUUUAUGUACUGUAUAUAACUGUAUACUGUUUCUGUGAGACUUUUGUGGAUUUUGGGUCGUUGAUCUGUGUUAACAUGAAUAUAAAAAGGCCAUAUUUUUCAUGGACAGUACCUUUUCAGGGAGAUGUCUGCUUGCAAAAAAAGGUCUACUCGAACAAAGCCUAUAAUAUACUACACAACAAAAAUAGAGUGAGUGAAGUUGAACCGUAGAGUUUUAGUGUGUUUGUUGCAUGAAUUUGCUCAGAUCAAUGUUUCAGAUGCAGCCGCCACACGGUCACUGGUAGUCUUCAUUCCGCCUAUACUGCAUUGUUCUUAGAUAAAGUGUCUUCUGCCAUUAAUAACUAAUAAUAAUAAUGAUGAUAAAAUGAAAUUUCAUAAUCAGGUUCUGACCGUGAUGUGAGACAAAUCGGAAAAAAAAAAGUUUUCGACAGUGAUUGCUCGGAAGGCAUUGUUUGUAGAUGUUUGGUGUGCACUGCAAUAAAUUCUGUGUACCAGCCGCCACCCAUCACAUCCUGUUUUGUAACGUAACACUGGCUUGCUGUAUCUAACUGUGAUUGUUUUGGAGUCAUGUGAUGAUCAACAAUAAGGUGUGUGUUUUAACAAAUUACUGGUGUCUGGAGAGUCCAGCUUUACUGCUGGUGACGCUCGGGACGUGUUGUUGCGUUUUGACAGCGAGGAAUGCAGUACUGUAUAUGAACAACCAGGUUUUGUGAUCUCUUGCUGUUUCUCAGUUGUUCUCAUCAUCACCAAAAGUACUUUUAUUGACACUUUGAUAUUGUCAUGUUUGAGUGGACCUCAUGAUUAAUGAAUUAAUAGAUGGCUCUUCCACCCGACUUUAUUUGCUCUUUGAACACUUCUUACUUCGUUUGCUGUAUGGAUUCUGCAAGGAUGUUUUAAAAAUAUAUGAAUAUUUAAGAUUGUUUUAAGAUGACCAAAAGAUGCUAUUACGGCUUUGUGCCUGGAGUUUAUGUAAAACAGAUAAAUGUGAUUUUAUGGCUUCUAAUAUUGUGUUUAAUGAAGAGGUAUGUUGAUGUCAAAAAGUGUUAUGAAAAAUACUCAUAUCAUUUUAUAAAAAAACAUUGUUUCA